Messenger RNA from Ascochyta rabiei, 1017 nucleotides. RefSeq names its product translation initiation factor eIF3 subunit. Bases 1 to 1017 code for a protein of 338 amino acids. Gene Ontology annotation, cellular component: eukaryotic translation initiation factor 3 complex, eIF3m; cytoplasm. The transcript is spliced from 4 exons. Gene Ontology annotation, biological process: cytoplasmic translational initiation. The record is from RefSeq and is a predicted model, not a curated record. NCBI's taxonomy places the organism in Eukaryota, Fungi, Ascomycota, Dothideomycetes, Pleosporales, Didymellaceae. Gene Ontology annotation, molecular function: RNA binding; protein binding; translation initiation factor activity.
AUGAGGCCGAUUUUGCUCUCGGGCCACGAGCGUGCGCUCACCCAGGUCAAAUACAACCCGGACGGCGACAUAAUUUUCUCCGUGUCCAAGGACCAUGUUGUGUGCGCAUGGUAUUCGCACAACGGCGAGCGGUUGGGCACCUACCACGGCCACGUCGGAGCCCUGUGGACCGUCGACGUCCACCCCUCGUCCGAGCUGCUCGCGACCGGCGGCGCCGACAACACGAUGCGCCUGUGGGAGGUCAAGACAGGCCGCCUGCUGAAGACAUGGGAGUUCGCCACCUCGAUCAAGCGCGUCGAGUUCUCGCCCGACGGCCGCCAGCUGCUCGGCGUGACGGAGAAGCGCUCCGGGCACCUGUCCACCAUUGUCGUCUACGAGAUCGACCCCGACGUCGACGCCACCCAGACGGACGAGCAGCUGCUGCGCAUCGUCUGCGACGAGAGCAAGGCCACCGUCGCCGGCUUCUCCUACCUCGCCAAGUACAUCAUCUCCGGCCACGAGGACGGCUCCGUCACACAGUGGGACGGCAAGACGGGCGAGCUGCUCAGCAGCAACUACGAAGUCCACGAGCCGGACAUGCAGAUCACCGACCUCCAGUGGUCAGCAGACCGCACAUACUUCAUCACCGCCUCCAAGGACAAGACCGCAAAGCUCGUCGACGUCGAGACACUCGAUGUCCUCAAGACCUACGUCGCCGACACGCCCCUCAACAGCGCCGCCAUCACCCCCGUAAAAGACUACGUUAUCCUCGGCGGAGGUCAGGCCGCCAUGGACGUCACAACCACCUCGGCCCGCCAGGGUAAAUUCGAAGCCCGCUUCUACCACAAGAUCUUCUCCGAGGAGAUUGGCCGUGUCCGUGGCCACUUCGGUCCCCUCAACUACGUCGCCGUGCACCCGCAGGGCACCUCGUACUGCUCCGGCGGCGAGGACGGCUACGUGCGCGUACACCACUUCGACAAGCCCUACUUUGACUUCAAGUACGAGGUCGAGAGGGAAGCGGAGCAGGCGAACCUGUAG